Molecule: messenger RNA, 3168 nt
Organism: Austrofundulus limnaeus
Lineage: Eukaryota; Metazoa; Chordata; Actinopteri; Cyprinodontiformes; Rivulidae
Gene: tlr8a
Product: toll-like receptor 8a
Exons: 1
Coding region: 1-3120 (1039 amino acids)
Biological process (GO): toll-like receptor signaling pathway; defense response to virus; canonical NF-kappaB signal transduction
Cellular component (GO): plasma membrane
Molecular function (GO): protein binding; pattern recognition receptor activity
Source: RefSeq, a predicted model, not a curated record
AUGUUAACUUUUUACUCCAUUAUUUGUUUACAGACUGGUAAGGCUUGGAUUCAUCUGCUCCUCCUCUGCAUGUGCUWCCAUCCAAAGACCCAACCUGUGGCAUGCACUCCUUUAUGGAUGUUACCCAACUUCCCCUGUGACGUCACAGCCUUURACACCUCCAAGGUCCUAUUUGACUGCAGAGGACGCAGACUAGAAGCUGUACCUCGCGGGAUAACUGGCAACGCAACUGAUCUCGACUUAUCAGAAAACUUCAUUAAGAGAAUUGACGCUGAUGCCUUUUCUGGUCUGCUGAAUUUGACUUGGCUCAAUCUCAACUGGGCAAACAAGAACAAGAAUGUGAGAAUUAUGGCGAAUUUCAAAAACCUAACCAAACUGCGUGAGCUGAAACUGACUGGGCUGCGUAUGAAGGAAGUCCCACAAACCAUUCCUGUCAGUGUGGAAGUCCUCGAGCUGGUCAACAACCAGAUCACACUCCUAACAAAAACAAGCCUUGCCAACUUAACAAACCUGACCCAGCUGUGGUUUUCCAGAAACUGCUACUUUGGCAAUCUGUGUGGAAAACACAUUGAAAUUGAAGACAACAGUUUUGCUAAAUUGAUCAAACUACAAGUUCUGGACCUGUCUUUUAACAACCUGAGCCACGUUCCUAUAGGAUUACCCCAAUCUUUAAACAAGCUGAAUCUCACCGCAAAUGGAAUACAGCACAUAUUUAAAGAUGAUUUUUCUGGAUUGUGUAAUUUAAGAGUCCUUAAACUGCAAGGAAAUUGUCCAAGAUGUCAAAAUUCUCUGCAUCCUUGUGUUCCUUGCACUAAUGGUUCUCUUGACAUUGACGCAGAUGCAUUUGAAAAUCUAACGCACCUUUACUCACUUAAUCUGGCAGGAAACUCCCUGAAAUAUCUGAAUCCAUCUUGGUUUAAGAACCUGACUGAACUCAGAAAUYUGUUCCUUUCAGAAAACUUCUUGAUGAAAUCAGUUACUGGAGAAAAGGCUGUGUUUUUAACAUACCUCUCAAAGCUUGAAAUAAUAGAUAUUUCUUUCAACUUUGCUUCUAAGGAUUACCCGGACACAAUAAGUCUCUCAAAGGAAUUCUCAAACCUUACAUCUUUAAAAACUUUGCACAUGGAAGGGAUGGUCUUCAAGACUCUUGACCAAUCCACACUUGAACCUUUAUAUAAACUUGAAAAUCUGACUGCGCUGAAUUUAGGUACUAACUUUAUUAUUAGCUCUGACCCCAGUGUUUUCAGAAAAUUCCACCAUUUGAAAAUGAUUUACCUUGCAGAGAACAGGCUAUAUCCCAUUCCAAAAACAACCCUCCGAAAACCAAGAUGUGGAUACCCUCAGAGGUCAGAUCUUUCUGUUUCAUCGUUCAUAAAACCCAAACCACAGCUGUUCACUCACGAGUUAACCCACGGUCUUAUAAAAGAGGAGUGCUUUGAGGCGGGACGGGUCAUAAGCCUCAGCUCCAACAAUCUGUUCUUCAUUUCUCCUGAGCAGUUUGAGGGAUACGGAGACAUCGCCUGCCUCAACUUGUCAGGGAAUGGAUUCUCAGCAGCACUCAAUGGCACAGAGUUCUCCUCGCUGCCUAAUUUGACCUACUUGGACCUGUCCUUCAAUAAGGUUGAUCUGGCCUUCGAUGGCGCCUUUAAAGAACUAAAGAAACUGGAAGUUCUGGACCUCAGCUACAACCCGCACUACUUCAGAGCAUUCGGGAUAACACUCAAUUUGAACUUCAUGAAAAAUUUGCCUGUCCUGAGAGUGCUGAAUAUGAGUCACAAUUCCAUUUCCAAGUUAACAACGAAACAGAUGCACAGCAAAUCGCUAGCCGAACUUCGGUUCACGCAUAACUCCCUCGGAGUUCUCUGGAAACACAGCGACGGCUCCUACGAGAACCUUUUCACCUAUCUCACCAAUUUGACAAUUUUAGACAUGUCUCACAACUACAUUAAAAGCAUUCAUACCAACAUUUAUGAAAAUCUGCCUCGUAACCUCACAGUGCUAUGCAUCAGCCAUAACAAACUGAUAGAGUUUUUAUGGGACAAACUGAAAUAUUUGCCUAAACUUAAGAUUUUAGAUUUGAGCUACAAUUCUUUGACUUAUUUAGCAGGGGAUAACUCAACAAUCAGCAACUCUUUGACUUCACUUGAUUUAAGGGGCAACAAAAUUUUCCACUUGGAAAACAGUUUUUUUAACGGCUUGAAAAGCCUUGAAACUCUUGGCCUCAGCUACAACAAACUAAACAUCAUCAAUCAAACGACUUUCGAACUGGGACCAGAGAGUAAACUUAAGACUUUGUUUUUGUUGGAAAACCCAUUCCAGUGUACUUGUGAAUCAUUAGACUUCAUUUUGUGGGUAGGAAAAAACAGAAUAAGGAUUCCCAGACUGACGACUGCAGUGACGUGCGGCACACGCGCAAAGGACAGAAACAAACCACUGAUAAGCUUUGACCUCACACCGUGUGUAAAUGACGAUCAGGCGUUCAAGAUGUACAUCCUCACAAGUUUCUUUAUUAUUGCCUUUAUGGUUGCGGCAACAAUUGCUCAUUUAUUUUACUGGGAUGCCUCCUAUAUCUUACACUUUUUGAAUGCAAAGCUGAAGGGAUACAAAUCUUUGCACUCACCAGAUAACAUUUACGAUGUCUUUGUAACCUACGACACCAAAGAUCCACAUGUCUCUGAGUGGGUGAUGAGGAACUUGCGAGUGAAACUGGAAGAGGAAGGUGACAAGCAGCAUCCUCUUUGUUUGGAGGAGAGGGACUGGACCCCGGGAGUCCCACUAGUGGAUAACCUCAUGCAGAGUAUCCGAUACAGUCGUAAAACUUUGUUCGUCCUGACAAAAGGCUACGUUGAGACCGGUGUCUUCAAGCUGGCAAUGUAUCUGGCCCACCAAAGACUGCUGGAUGAGAACGUAGAUGUGAUUGUGCUGCUGAUGCUGGAACCUGUGCUGCAGCACUCGCACUUCUUGCGUCUCAGGAAGAGGUUGUGUGAGAAAAGUGUCGUGGAGUGGCCGAGAACGGCAGCAGCCGAGCCCUGGUUUUGGCAAAACCUGAGGAAUGUUGUGAGAGUGGAUAAUCAGAUUAUGUACAACAAAACCUACUCAAAGUUCUUCACUGGCAAGUGAAAAAGAAAGCCAGUCAGCGAAAACAAUCUGCAAACUACCUGUUUUUAU